GAAUAAUAAAAAGACUCUCAAAAGAAAGCGCGUGCGCAGAGAAUCUAAUACUUUACCUAAACUCCAAUACUUACACUUAUGUUCUGUCUCCCCAAACCUUAAAGCAAACACCUUGAAACAUCAAACAAAGAUCACACCAAUUUAUUAUCUUCAAUAGCAACCAUGUCAGACUCUACAUCAGAAGAAAUAUAUUCAUCUCCAACCCCAGCUAUACUUAUAAAAAUAUUUAGUAAAAGAAGAACAUGGGUGAUUUUAUUUAUUACUGUCUACUCUUUAUUACUGUUUUCAUCUUGGAAUAUCUUGAAAUCUGUGCUUUCAUGGUACGAGUCGACCGUGUCGAGUUCAUCUAACUCGUACGGGUGGCCGGCGAUUUAUGCGUCGGUGGCGUUAGGUGUGAUAUUUGGGUUGCUUUCGAUGGUUGCUGCGUUGGCUGUGGCAGUUCCGGCAACUUUGGUGACGUGGAUCACGGUGCUUGUGAUGUUGACUUUUUUUGGGAAGCCGAGAAAAGUGUUGGUGGGGGAAGGCAAGAAAUUGACGGCUGAGAUUGGUGGGUUUGUGGGCAAGGUUUUGAUCAAGGAAGGAAAUGUUGUGGCCGCUGUCUGUGCUGUUUUGGGCUACUUUGUUCUUGUUAGGAAGAAAAACAGAGAUGAUGAUAAUUGAUACUUUUUUUUUCUCUACUAAUAUGUAUAGGGUUUUUUGUUUUAAUAUAUCUGACAUCAUGUUCA
Molecule: messenger RNA, 725 nt
Organism: Daucus carota subsp. sativus
Lineage: Eukaryota; Viridiplantae; Streptophyta; Magnoliopsida; Apiales; Apiaceae
Exons: 1
Coding region: 163-660 (165 amino acids)
Source: RefSeq, a predicted model, not a curated record